AAAACGGGAAAAGGUUUGCUGGCCGCGGAGCAAAUCAACAACACUCCGCAUGUCUUUAUUUAUUUCUCUCUCUCUCUCUCUCUCUCUCUCUCUCUCUCUCUCCCAGUACCAUUAGCCAUGUGGCUGGACUAGAGGCUCAGUGAUGCCAGCUGCAGAGCAUGUCCGUCUGGGUAGGAAGCGCACCCUGCCCCCGUGCCCCAACCUCUUCCUCCAGUGGCUGUCAGAGCUCCGGGACCAGGCGGCAGAGAAGGGACAGAAGACCCAGUACGUUUAUCAGAAGGCUAUCAGUUCGUUGAAGAAGUACCCCCUCCCCCUCCAGAACGCUCGAGAGGCUAAGAUUCUACAGAACUUUGGAGACGGAAUCUGCAAGAUACUGGAUGAGAAGUUACAGAGGCAUUACAGAGAGAAUGGUCCGGACGCUCCCAUCCACUCCCUUCCCAGCGGUGUGACGGUGGCCCCUAGUCGCCGUAGCAACAACAACCUGGCUCAGCCCACCAAACAGCCCUCUAGGAAAGAGAGGGAAGGAGGGAGGAGGAAGAGGGAAUAUGUGCCCCAGAAGAGGUCUGGUGGAUAUGCUGUUCUGCUAACACUCUACAGAGAGUCUCAGGUUCCUGGGGGUAAGGGAUUUAUGUUUAAACUGGAGCUGCAGGCAGAGGCCCAGCAUCUGUCUGACAAGUCCUUCUCUGUGCCUGAUCUAGGUAGUAAAUACACGGCCUGGUCCUCAGUGAGUACACUGAUACAGAAAGACUUGGUCCUGAAGACACACAACCCCGCCAGGUAUUCUCUGACUGAGCUGGGUUUGGCCCUGGCAGAGAGACUAGAAGAUGGAGAGAGAGAAGAAGAAGAGGACAGGAGGAGUGAUGUGAGGGAAGAAGAGGAGGGAAGUGGGCCUGGCGUUGACCUUACUGCCGAGGAAGAUGAGAAAAAGAAGAGAACAGAGCCCAUAGCGGGGCCUAACCCGGCAGCCUAUGUUGCCCAGAGAGGGAGUGAGGUGCCUGGGGUACACUCUUCAGAAAAGCCCCAGGCUGCAGAGACAAAGACCAGGCCGGCUGGAGGCUGUCUGUACCCAGGCAGUUAUGACAUUGUGCUAUGUGUGGACUUCAUUGAGACUACUGGGGGCAGCACGGCCUGUAAGCAGGAGCUGGUGAAGGAGCUGCAGAGGAACGGCGUAACCUUUGACGUCAGGAAGUUAAACGUAGGUGACUUCCUGUGGGUGGCCAAGGAGAGGGUCGCUCCCGUGUCAGGUCAGUUGCGUGCCCCUCCAAGUAGGGAGCUGGUCCUUGAUUACAUCAUCGAGAGGAAGAGGAUGGACGACUUGUGUGGUAGCAUCAUCGACGGACGAUUCAGGGAACAGAAGUUCCGUCUGAAGAGGUGUGGUCUACAGAAGCCCAUCUACCUGGUGGAGGAGUGUGGUUCUGCUGCUGCUCACCUGAGUUUACCUGAGACCACGCUACAGCAGGCUAUAGUUAAUACACAGGUGGUAGAUGGCUUCUUUGUGAAGAGGGUCCAGGACGUGAAGGAGUCUGUAGCCUACCUCACUGUCAUGACCCGAUACCUCGCCAAGCUUUACCAGAACCGUACGUUGGUCUGUCGCUCCAGGGAGCUAGAGGGGGAUGGACAGAACGAGGAAGAGUGUGGAGGGAGGGAGAGAGAGGACCCCUCCUGUUCUCUCAUCUCCUUCGCAGAGUUCAACCAAGGAGCUGUCAAGAACAAGUGUCAGACAGUGAGAGAGGUGUUUGCCAGACAGCUGAUGCAGAUUUCUGGACUCUCUGGUGAUAAGGCUGUUGCUAUACUAGAGCACUACAGUACUCUACACAGUCUGUUGAAAGCGUAUGAGCAGUGCCCCAGCGACACAGAAAGAGAGAAACUACUCUCCUCCAUCCGAUAUGGAAAACUGAAAAGGAACUUGGGUCCAGCUUUGAGUCGCACAGUUUACCAGCUCUACUGUACGAAAGGAGCACUGUCAUAGACACACACACUCUCGCUCACACUCACACACCACAACACACACACACACACACACCACAACACACCUCUACAACGUAGUGUUUAAGUCAUUCCCUGCCAAUGUAAACCUAUAUGUAAAUGCUGCUAUUGUUGUGAUUUUUCCACUAUUUUCUAGUCAAGUGCGGCAGCAGGUAGCCUAGUGGUUAGAGUGUUGGACUAGUAACCGAAAGGUUGCAUGAUCGAAUCCCCGAGCUGACAAGGUACAAAUCUGUGGUUCUGCCCCUGAACAAGGCAGUUAACCCACUGUUCCUAGGGCCAUUAUUGAAAAUAAGAAUUUGUUCUUAACUGACUUGCCUAGUUAAAUAAAGGAUCAAAUAAAGUAUUAUUUUAAAAAGUUCCAGAAAUUAUGGUUAAGAAUGAAUUAAAGUCUUGGCUGUAGUUUGGAGAAAUAUUCUUUGUUGUUGUCAUCACUGUUAUAAAUGCAUUUAUUACCCAUAACUCCCAGAGCUGUUCCAGUUUAUCACAUUAAAGCAUUUUUGCUUAAAACGGCCCUAAUAUACUGAGUGUACAAAACAUUAGGAACACCUACUCUUUCCAUGAGACUGACCAGGUGAAAACUAUGAUCCCUUAUUGAUGUCACUUGUUAAAUCCACUUCAAUCAGUGCUGAUGAAGAGGAGACUGGGUUCAGUCAGUGCUGAUGAAGAGGAGACUGGGUUCAGUCAGUGCUGAUGAAGAGGAGACGGGUUCAGUCAGUGCUGAUGAAGAGGAGACGGGUUCAGCCAGUGCUGAUGAAGAGGGGACGGGUUCAGUCAGUGCUGAUGAAGAAGAGGAGACGGGUUCAGUCAGUGCUGAUGAAGAAGAGGAGACUGGUUCAGUCAGUGCUGAUGAAGAGGAGGAGACGGGUUCAGUCAGUGCUGAUGAAGAGGAGGAGACGGGUUCAGUCAGUGCUGAUGAAGAGGAGGAGACGGGUUCAGUCAGUGCUGAUGAAGAGGAGGAGACGGGUUCAGUCAGUGCUGAUGAAGAGGGGACGGGUUCAGUCAGUGCUGAUGAAGAGGAGGGACGGGUUCAGUCAGUGCUGAUGAAGAGGAGGGACGGGUUCAGUCAGUGCUGAUGAAGAGGAGGGGACGGGUUCAGUCAGUGCUGAUGAAGAGGGGACGGGUUCAGUCAGUGCUGAUGAAGAGGGGACGGGUUCAGUCAGUGCUGAUGAAGAGGGGACGGGUUCAGUCAGUGCUGAUGAAGAGGAGGGGACGGGUUCAGUCAGUGCUGAUGAAGAGGAGGGGACGGGUUCAGUCAGUGCUGAUGAAGAGGAGGGGACGGGUUCAGUCAGUGCUGAUGAAGAGGGACAGUGGCAACAAGUCAUUCUGUUUUGAACCCUGCCUUUUAAGCUGAAAAAAAAAGAAGUUUGUUUUUAUGUUAUUUUGGCGUUGAUACGUGUGUCACACAUCAGUUUGCAGAGAAUGUAAACCAUGUAAUAAAGCCGCAUACAAACCAUG
Oncorhynchus tshawytscha (Chinook salmon) is the source of this 3441-nucleotide messenger RNA. RefSeq names its product MUS81 structure-specific endonuclease subunit (gene mus81). Gene Ontology annotation, molecular function: 3'-flap endonuclease activity; crossover junction DNA endonuclease activity; DNA binding. Gene Ontology annotation, cellular component: nucleus; Holliday junction resolvase complex. The record is from RefSeq and is a predicted model, not a curated record. Lineage: Eukaryota; Metazoa; Chordata; Actinopteri; Salmoniformes; Salmonidae. Gene Ontology annotation, biological process: mitotic intra-S DNA damage checkpoint signaling; resolution of meiotic recombination intermediates; DNA catabolic process.